GAUUUGUUAACAGAACAGAAUGGAUGCAACGGAAGUUAUGAAAACGUUGUUACAUCAUCGAAUAGUUCGUCUAUUGCUUUUGUUCAUUCGUCGUUUGAUGAACCAAAAGAAGUUUAUGUUAUUGAUAAUAUCAAUCAACUUCAAUAUGCACGGGCAAUUACAGAAGAAAAUAAAUUAUUUAAGCAACGGCAAUUACCUAAACAAAAAGUUUAUCAGUGGGUUAAUAAUAAUGAUGGAAGACGUAUUGAAGGAAUUUUACAUUAUCCACCAGGUAAAUUCGAACAAAAAAAUCUUCCACUAUUUGUGUUGAUUCAUGGUGGUCCGUUUGCGGCAGACGUAAACAAUUUUCUAGCCGGCUGGUAUGAUUGUAGUCGAAUGAUAGCAACAGAGGACUGGCUAGUUUUACAACCAAAUUAUCGAGGAUCAACAGGUUAUGGUGAUUUAUUCUUAAGUGAAAUUUCAGACAAUAUGGUUUCAUUACCGGGUUCAGAUAUCUUGUAUGGUGUUGACAGUUUAGUUCGAGAUGGUAUUGCUGAUGGAAGGAAACUUGGAGUCGGUGGCUAUAGCUACGGUGGAUUUUUGACGAAUUGGAUAAUUACACAAACAAUCCGUUUUAAUGUUGCAUUAACAGGUGCGGGAGGAAUUGAACUGGUGUCAAACUGGGGAACGACUGAUCUGUCAAUAUAUGGUGAUUAUCUUCUUGGUGGCAGACCCUGGCAGGUGCCAGACAAAUAUCAUGCCGAAUCAGCAAUCUACCGAAUGAAUAAAAUUCGUACACCAACUCACAUGGUAACAGGAAAAAACGAUAUCCGUGUUCCUACUAGUCAAAGUAUCAUAAUGGAGCGUGCUCUAUUUAGCCUCAAUGUUACACACAAAUUAUUAAUAUUUCCAGGUGAAGCACACUUGUUAAGCAAUAAUCCAUGGCACGGAAAAAUAAAACUUCGAGAAGAACUCAAAUGGUUACAUCAAUAUGGCAAUCAAUCAAUCCUUAAUUAA
This is a messenger RNA of Didymodactylos carnosus, 996 nucleotides long. NCBI's taxonomy places the organism in Eukaryota, Metazoa, Rotifera, Eurotatoria, Philodinida, Philodinidae. The record is from the annotation of a GenBank genome assembly.